CAGAAAACAAAAAAAUUAGUCACAAAAAGUUGUUUCAUUGUUUGUGACGACAUCCAAACAAGUCCCCAAUGUAACCUCUUUUGGCAGCUUCCAACUAUCACUUCUAUUUCUACCUCCCACCUAGCUCUCUCUGAUAUAUACGUAUAUAUAUACAUAUAAUAAUGGGAGAAGAAGAAACCAAGAGAGUUGAAUCGGAAGCUAAUCCGACGGCCGCACCAUCUGAGAAAAGUCUGGUCCCAAUCCCAGACGAGAAGCUCUCUCUCGCCAAAACCCUUGCCAUACCCGAAAAGGAUUCAGAUUUUGCUGCUGAAAAGAAAUCAGGGGAUCCAACUGACAGAGAUGCUGUGCUUGCACGGGUUGAAACAGAAAAGAGAUUUGCUUUGAUUAAAGCAUGGGAAGAAAGUGAAAAAACAAAAACUGAGAACAAGGCAUACAAAAAGUUGUCAGCCAUUGGAUCAUGGGAGAACAGCAAAAAAGCAUGCGUAGAAGCUCAGUUGAAGAAGAUGGAGGAAAAAAUUGAAAUGAUGAAGGCAGAAUAUACAGAGAAAAUGAAGAACAAGGCGGCCGAAAUCCACAAGGCAGCAGAAGAAAAGAGAGCGAUGAUUGAAGCCAAACGUGGGGAGGAUGUUCUCAAGGUAGAAGAGGUAGCUGCAAAAUUCCGUGCAACUGGCAAUACACCGAAAAAGUUUUUUGGGUGCUUUAGCUACUAAUUUUCUUUCUUAGGCUCAAACCAAAUGAGGAAUUGAAAAUAUGGGAUUUAUAACUUUAAUAGUUUGCAUAUUUUGUUCUUAAUUAGGCUUGUUUUAUUGGUGUUUUGUGUAAUAAUGUAAUGUUUUGGUUUUGUAAAUGUCCUUUUUUUGGUGUGCAUAAUGUGAUUUCAUUGUGUUGUUGUUCAUAAGUGAAAGUGAAACAUGGUUGAGUUGUGAGACUGAAAAUUUGAACUUUUGCCUUGUACCCUUAUAUAUUCCAUACCUUUUCUUUUCUUUUC
This is a messenger RNA of Camellia sinensis, 988 nucleotides long. RefSeq names its product remorin 1.4. Lineage: Eukaryota; Viridiplantae; Streptophyta; Magnoliopsida; Ericales; Theaceae. The record is from RefSeq and is a predicted model, not a curated record.